AUGUCCUGUUGGCAGGAAGAGAGCUCUUUUUUUUUUUUUCUUUUUCCUGGCGGUUAGUGAACGCAGCAGUGGGGCUGAUUCACAGACCGUGCGUGUGCACGACAGACAGUCGGUAGGAUUCACACAGUGACGUUCUCUGGACAAAACGAGCGCUGAGGAUCGUCCACACUUGAAGAUGAUGUGGACUGUUGUGAUGGUGCUGACCACUGCAGUCAGUGCGGAGUCGGGCCUCAUCACCCAGCAUAUCCACCACCGUCUGACCCACGGUAGCCGGCUUAAGAUCUUCCUGGGCGACAAUGCAAGGAAGCUGGAGUUCACCCCAGUUGAUGACCCCAGCAAGGUCUUCCUGUACUGGGACUCAAGAUUCAGAGCCUACAGAGGCAGGGUGGUUGAUGUGUCUAGGGGGUCUGGGGUGUCUCGACUAAGGGAAAACCUACGCUGGUACCUUGAUGAGGUGACCUAUGAUGACGAGGGGGUAUACACGGAGAGAGACUUCUGGGAUAAAGCCAUUUCUGUUGUCAAAGUUGAUGUCACAGCCAGCCAUAACCAUGUGAAGUGUGUGGCAGGAGAGAGUCUUACCAUCUCACUGGCAGGCAUCAAGCUGGAGGACGCCUUCCUCUUCUUUUCUGGGAAGGCUGCUAACGCUACGCUGGUCCAGGCUGGUGCUGGAGUGUCACAGACCCUUCCAGGUUACUUGGGCCGGGUCGUAACCUUUUCCAAGAACAUUGAGAUCAAACAUGUAAACAUCACGGAUGAAGGCCAGUACACCCUGAGAGACAGCAGAGGACGGGUGGUGUCGGUAACCAGGAUGGAUCUGACUGACCAUCAUGAUUACUCCAGCGCUCUGACGGGACUCCUUGUACUGCUUGGGAUCCCGGCCGGCCUUUGCUGCUGCUUUCGCAAGAAGAUUUUCAGACAGAAAGCCACCACUGCAUCAACGCAGGCUCAUACAGUCAUGCUCCAUCCUCCUGCCAGUGGCCCCCAGGGGCCUUGUCCUCCAUACAACACCCCAAGACCGCAAUACUACCCUGGUCCCAACCCCAGUAUGGGUCCUGCAGCUCACGCACCACCUGAAAGCACUGGCCCGGGACACUGGAAUGCACCUGCACCCUCCCCAGGUUUCAACCCAGCCUACCCCCCUCAGAAUGUUGCUUACCCCCCUGCUGGUCAACAGUGGAACCAGUACCCCCCUGCACCUGCCCCUGCAGCUCCAGUGGGCUACACGUCAGGUCCAGUGAUGUAUAACACUCAACCUCCACCUCCAGCAGCCACUGAACCUGUGAAGUCAGACCCAAAUAUGACCAGUACAGCUUCCUCACCUGUUGCCUCCUCACUAACUGCGCCAACACCGGCUGAAGCUGCACCUUCUCCUCAGGCUCCUGUGCCUCCCUUCUCCACGGAACCGCUCACCUCCUAUGAUGUAGCAUAUAAGUUCCAGAUUGAUGGAGAAAAAUCAUCCACCAACUUCCUCUAGUUAUUGUGAUUCCUGCAAAAACUUCCUCCCCAUCUUCUUUCUCAUGUUGCAGCGCCCCUCUGUGGCCAGUAUGGGUUCCUGUACUAUAUUACUUUGCCUCCUUGCCUUGCUUGAUGUUUGAUCGCUUAAAGGGGUCACAUUGUUCACCUUUUCUGUAAGCUAACAGUUCAACAAGUGGUUUGAAAACAAAUCCAACAGGCUGCAUUCAAAACCUUCAUUCACUGAGAAUAAAUUAUUAAAUAUGGUGCCUACAAAACGAAAUGGAGUUGCUACAAGCCAUGCCCUCUCUUCCUGUGAUUGUGUUGUAAAGGAGUCAGCAGGAAAUCCGCAUAUGGAGUUCCAUGACUUAUGCUAUGGAAGCAUGACGCGAGCUGGUUCUGGAUGAAACUUUGGUUUUAGCAGUUUAAUGUCAGAAUGAUGGCACUUUGAGAAUAUUUAGCAAGAAUAAUUUUGCACAAUAUGAUCCCUUUAAGUGAAAAUGGUUUGAACUCUUGGUCUUGUUUGUGCCAUUUGG
This is a messenger RNA of Thalassophryne amazonica, 1988 nucleotides long. RefSeq lists its product as uncharacterized. Lineage: Eukaryota; Metazoa; Chordata; Actinopteri; Batrachoidiformes; Batrachoididae. The record is from RefSeq and is a predicted model, not a curated record. The transcript has 14 exons. Bases 176 to 1474 code for a protein of 432 amino acids.